Molecule: messenger RNA, 1054 nt
Organism: Myotis brandtii (Brandt's bat)
Lineage: Eukaryota; Metazoa; Chordata; Mammalia; Chiroptera; Vespertilionidae
Gene: PTAR1
Product: protein prenyltransferase alpha subunit repeat containing 1
Exons: 6
Coding region: 1-996 (331 amino acids)
Biological process (GO): protein prenylation
Cellular component (GO): cytoplasm
Molecular function (GO): protein prenyltransferase activity
Source: RefSeq, a predicted model, not a curated record
AUGAGAAAAGAGCUGAUCCUCUCUGGCACUUUAAAUCCAAUUAAGGAUUUACAUCUGGGAAAACUGGCCUUAACUAAGUUUCCAAAGAGUCCAGAAACAUGGAUUCACAGACGAUGGGUGCUACAGCAGCUACUUCAGGAAACCUCCUUGCCUUCCUUUGUGACCAAAGGAAACUUGGGAACAAUUCCUGCAGAAAGGACACAGCGACUAAUACGAGAAGAGAUGGAGGUCUGUGGUGAAGCGGCAGGGAGAUACCCAAGCAACUAUAAUGCCUGGUCCCAUCGCAUCUGGGUUUUACAACACCUGGCCAAGCUAGAUGUCAAGAUUCUUCUCGAUGAACUAUCUUCUACUAAACACUGGGCAUCCAUGCACGUUUCAGACCACAGUGGAUUUCACUACCGCCAGUUUUUGCUGAAGUCUUUGACUAGCCAAACUGUGAAAGACAGUUCUGUGUUGGAGCAAAACCCUUUGAGAAGUGAGCCAGCCCUACUUCUUCCACAAGAUGAAGCAGCAGCAGCUUCCACAGAGGAACCAAGGAUAAAUAUUCCCCAUCUUCUAGAGGAAGAAGUUGAAUUCACCACUGAUCUUAUUGAUUCCUACCCAGGACAUGAAACCCUUUGGUGUCAUAGGCGGCAUGUUUUCUACCUUCAGCAUCACUUAAGUGGUAGUUUUCCUCACAGUGUGACCCAGUUGUCAACUGCAGACAGCCCUGUGGGGACUUCAAGUGACUUGCACCACAUCCCAACAGGCCCUCGCACGGCUCAGGCAAUGGAAGUGGAUGGAUUGAGUGACUCAAGCAAGCAAGGCUAUUCCCAGGAAACAAAACGCCUGAAGCGGACCCCAGCUCCAGAUUCCGUAGGCCUGGAAAUGGAACAUAGGUUCAUCGAUCAAGUAUUGUCCACUUGCCGGAAUGUAGAGCAGGCCAGGUUUGCCAAUGCGUAUAGGAAAUGGCUGGGUUGGUUGGGCCGAGGGGGGAGUUUGGGGAGUACCAGGUAAUGUCUAUUUUCCAUUAUUAUAUUUUCUAUUAUUAUAUUAUUAUAUUUCCCAUUCAUAA